CGGGCCCCGCCGCUUUCCGCUGCCGGGCGGCGCCGCGCGCUCCGCGGUGCGGCUGCCCGGACGCCAUGAGGGAGGCGGAGGUCAGGAGGCUCCUGGCUGCCAACCUGCUCUGCGCUCUGGCCAUCGUCCUGACCGCCGUGGCCCCAGCUUUCUUCCUGGACGGAUUCAGCGUCCUGGGAACGCACCUCACGUGGCUGUGUGUUUGUUCUGUUUGUGUUGCUACCCUUAAUAUAAUCUUGCACUUAGUCCUUAAACCAAAUCAGUCUCCUAAGAGACGUUCCUUUGCUCAUAAGAUAUCCAGAUUUCUAAAAUGCUGUAUAUACUUUUUCAUGUCUUGCAUACUGUUUCAUGCGAUUAUUGUUCUUUACGGAGCACCUCUCAUAGAGUUAGUGACUGAGACAUUUUUGUUUGCAGUUCUUCUGUCUACAUUUACUACUUUACAAUGCUUGUGUUUGCUGGGACCAAACAUACAGGCAUGGAUACGGGUAUUCAGUAAAAAUGGAGCUAUGUCCAUAUGGGAAAGCAGUCUACAGAUUACUUCUGUGUGCAGUAUACUUGGAGCUUGGUUCGGAGCAUUUCCUAUUCCUCUUGACUGGGAUCGGCCUUGGCAGGUAUGGCCCAUUUCCUGUUCCCUCGGAGCUACCUUUGGCUAUAUGGCUGGUCUGAUUAUUGCACCUCUGUGGAUACACUGGAACCGGAAGCAGCUUACAUACAAAAGCAGAUAACUGGAGCAAAAAGAGACAAGGUAUUUCUUUGUGCAGAUUUCAUACAGACUGUGCAAAAGUUGGGGUUUUUUUAAUAUAUAUAUAUAUAUAUAUAUAUAGUAAAAGCAGAAGACUGUCCAAAUUCAGUUAGAGUAUUUCAGGCCAAGCAUCUCCACUCAGUAAGAUCACAUAGAUGCCAUUUCAGCAUGGUGCAAUUUUUGCUUCCUCUAGACUGUGUAACCCUGAGAGAUUGUACCUUCCAGUCUAAAUAAAAUAUUUGUAACAAAUGUGGUGUCUUCUUAUUACAAGUCCAUUGAGUUUGGUUUUAUUCCUCUGGAUUUCACUGGUUGUAGAAGGCAGAAACGUAGGUUUAACUUUCAAACCUGGAACAAAUUCACUAUGUACUUAAUGCAUUGUAUUUAA
Messenger RNA from Serinus canaria (Common canary), 1127 nucleotides. RefSeq names its product phosphatidylinositol glycan anchor biosynthesis class F (gene PIGF). Lineage: Eukaryota; Metazoa; Chordata; Aves; Passeriformes; Fringillidae. The transcript has 6 exons. Gene Ontology annotation, cellular component: endoplasmic reticulum membrane. Gene Ontology annotation, biological process: GPI anchor biosynthetic process. Bases 66 to 725 code for a protein of 219 amino acids. The record is from RefSeq and is a predicted model, not a curated record.